Messenger RNA from Vombatus ursinus (common wombat), 1679 nucleotides. RefSeq names its product 4-hydroxy-2-oxoglutarate aldolase 1 (gene HOGA1). The transcript is spliced from 7 exons. The coding region runs from base 445 to 1437 and encodes 330 amino acids. Gene Ontology annotation, biological process: N-acetylneuraminate catabolic process. Gene Ontology annotation, molecular function: N-acetylneuraminate lyase activity; 4-hydroxy-tetrahydrodipicolinate synthase activity. The record is from RefSeq and is a predicted model, not a curated record. NCBI's taxonomy places the organism in Eukaryota, Metazoa, Chordata, Mammalia, Diprotodontia, Vombatidae.
CCUAAUCAGGGGGAUUGUGCGCCUUGAAGGCAGACUGGACCCCCAGCUUUGCCAAGUGACAAGGGAAACUUGUCUGUGGCUCUUCCAGACAGCUGCCGAGAAACAGGGCGGCAGUGAGGCGUGGAAAGACACCUGCAUUCAGAGAGGAUGGGAGCCUGGGUUUGAAUCAGCCUUGCCGCUCAAUUGCUGUGUUACUGAGAGUCCUGUUUCCUGCCCCGUAAAAUGAGAGUUGGGUUAAGUGGUCUCUAAGCUGACUGCCAGCUUUCUGUCUUAUGAUCACCUCUCUCCCUCCUUAGCCCAAGCGUCCCUCCUGUCUGUGGACCCUGGAGUCAGGGGAGCAGCAGCAAAUUUUUAACUAAACUAUUGAUUAUUAACAGGAGGAGAAGGCUCAGGUUCAACUCUAGGGCACGGCCACAGAGCAGCCAAGUCAAACUUCCUAAGGAUAUGCUGGUACCUCAAGUCUGGUCCUCUGCGAGGCUGGGGGCAAAAGGGCUAGGCAGAUGCCUGGUGCGGAGUCUGACGGGGUGGGCCUCCGGAGAGGGGAGGAAGGUGGACAUUGGGGGCAUCUACCCUCCAGUGACCACCCCAUUCACGGCCACAGCGGAGGUGGACUAUGGGAAGCUGGAAGAGAAUAUAUACAAACUUGGCACCAUCCCCUUCAGAGGCUUUGUGGUGCAGGGCUCCAGUGGCGAGUUCCCCUACCUGACGAGCAUUGAGCGACUGGAGGUGGUAAGCCGAGUUCGACAAGUGAUGCCCAAGGACAAGCUCUUAAUAGCCGGCUCGGGCUGCGAGUCCACUCAAGCCACGGUGGAGAUGACUGUCAGCAUGGCCCAGGUUGGAGCUGAUGCUGCCCUAGUGGUGACACCAUGCUACUAUCGAGGCAGGAUGACCAGUACAGCCCUGAUCUACCACUACACCAAGGUGGCUGAUCUGUCCCCAAUCCCAGUGGUGCUGUAUAAUGUCCCAGCUAACACGGGAUUAGAUCUACCUGUGGAUGCCGUGGUCACCUUAUCUCAGCACCCAAACAUUGUGGGCAUUAAGGAGAGUGGAGGAGAUGUGACCCGAGUGGGCUUGAUCGUUCACAAAACAAAAAAACAAGAUUUUCAGGUGUUGGCAGGAUCUGCUGGUUUCCUGUUGGCCAGUUAUGCCAUAGGAGCUGUUGGGGGUAUCUGUGCUUUGGCCAAUGUCCUGGGAGCACAGGUGUGCCAGCUGGAGCGACUCUGCCUCACUGGGCAGUGGGAAGAUGCCCAGGCCUUGCAGCAUCGCCUCAUUGAACCCAAUACUGCGGUAACUCGACGCUUUGGGAUCCCAGGGCUGAAGAAAACCAUGGACUGGUUUGGCUACUAUGGAGGUCCUUGUCGUGCCCCGCUGAGUACCCUGAGCCCCGAUGAAGAAGCGAAGCUACACUUGGAUUUCACUACCAAUGGCUGGCUAUGAAGAGCCAGGUGCAGGGCACGGCCUUCCCCUGCCAGGUCUCUAGUUGGCCUCCACUCCUAUACCCAUAGCCUUAAGGAUACAGUGGAGGUCAGGGGGAGCUAUGGUGCCAUCCCUUUGCCUACUCCCAUUCUUUCCCAUACCCCAUCCCCUAAGGAUGUGAUUCAACCUUUCUCAACCUCAGUUUUCCCAUCUGUGAAAUGGGGCUAAAAAUCACCUACCUCACAGGGUUGUUGUGAGGAUCA